Molecule: messenger RNA, 643 nt
Organism: Phaedon cochleariae (mustard beetle)
Lineage: Eukaryota; Metazoa; Arthropoda; Insecta; Coleoptera; Chrysomelidae
Source: the annotation of a GenBank genome assembly
UUCUGUCACAUCACUCACCUCUAGUUCUGUCCUUCCCUUCCCCUCACCCUUCACAUUGUUCUUAAAACUAUUAAAAUAAAAAUAUCCACCGUCAUUUUACACAAAAUAAUAAUCUAGCGCGUAGUAAUAAAAUUCACAGUAUUCAUCAUGAACUCAUUAUUCCGCCCUACAAUCUGCAACAGAAUUUCCAUCAUAGCCCCAGCUUUUAGGUCCAUAGCAACAUCACAGCCAAACCAUGGCUCAUUCAAGGUUCAGGAUGACAAGGACUUUUUGGAAAAAGUUGAAAAUAGCAAAGAUACAAUUAUCGUAGAUUUUUUCGCCAACUGGUGCGGCCCCUGCAAAGCCCUGGAACCAAGGCUGCAGAACAUAAUUGCUCAAAGAAAGGGGCAGAUAUCUCUUGCCAAAGUCGAUAUAGAUGAUUUGGGAGAAUUAGCAGCCAAAUACCAGGUGAGCACAAUACCAGCCCUAGUAGUUUUUGAAAAUGGAAAAGUCAAAGAGAGGCUGGUUGGAUUACAAGAUGAAGACAAACUCAAUCUAUGGAUAGAUAGUAUCUUGAAGAAAUAAGAUGUCAUCUGUACUUGAAAUGAAGUAAAAAAUAAGUGAUAUUUAUGAUAUUGACCCAAAUAAAUUUAUGAUUGAUGAA